UCAAGUCGUUAGAUUUAAUUACCAAUUAACUGAGCACAAAAGUGACGUGUAAAUUGCCAUGUCCUACCGCAACUUAAGCGACCAACUUUUCACCCGCUGGGCAGGACACAAACAUUCCAUCAGCCAGUCAUUGACAUAUAUCAUGGAAUCCAAUCGGGUCCAGUUCUCUUCCCGUAUAAAAGAGCCUCCGGCUGGAGCGAUUGCGAACAGUUGGGCGUUGGGAGUGGGUCAGCAUGCAUGUCCAGGAACUGCUCUUCGUGGCCGCGAUCCUAAUGCCCCAAUGCCUGAGGGCAUUGCGCUACAGCCAGGGAACUGGCGACGAGAACUGCGAGACUCUUAAGUCGGAGAUCCACUUGAUCAAGGAGGAGUUCGACGAGCUGGGCAGGAUGCAGAGGACCUGCAACGCCGACGUCAUCGUCAACAAAUGCGAGGGAUUGUGCAACAGCCAGGUGCAGCCAUCGGUGAUAACGCCCACGGGGUUUCUGAAAGAGUGCUACUGCUGCCGCGAAAGCUUCCUCAAGGAAAAGGUCAUCACCCUAACCCACUGCUAUGACCCGGACGGAACCCGCUUGACCUCUCCGGAAAUGGGCAGCAUGGACAUUCGUCUCCGGGAGCCAACUGAGUGCAAGUGCUUCAAGUGUGGCGAUUUCACACGUUAAUGCCACACAUUUCACAAUAUACUCAUGUGCUGUCUGCAUCCAUUCGUUUUAACUGGAGAGUGUAAUUCUUUUAUUAUAUUUUCUAAUUGAGCCCCACACUACUUAAGAUCUUGUUAUACGAACACAUCCUUUUUAAUAGGAACACACACACUCCAAAAUCCUAACUUCAUUCAAAUAAAUAUUUCAUCAAUGUCUAUUCAAAAAUGAG
Messenger RNA from Drosophila yakuba, 867 nucleotides. RefSeq names its product partner of bursicon (gene Pburs). Lineage: Eukaryota; Metazoa; Arthropoda; Insecta; Diptera; Drosophilidae. Gene Ontology annotation, biological process: G protein-coupled receptor signaling pathway. The coding region runs from base 234 to 659 and encodes 141 amino acids. Gene Ontology annotation, cellular component: bursicon neuropeptide hormone complex; extracellular region. The record is from RefSeq and is a predicted model, not a curated record. The transcript has 2 exons. Gene Ontology annotation, molecular function: G protein-coupled receptor binding; neuropeptide hormone activity.